This is a messenger RNA of Darwinula stevensoni, 2401 nucleotides long. The record is from the annotation of a GenBank genome assembly. Lineage: Eukaryota; Metazoa; Arthropoda; Ostracoda; Podocopida; Darwinulidae.
AUGCUCAACACCUCUGCAAUGGCUACUGCCCGAACUAUCAGCAUCUGGCGGUCAUAUGUCAUUGCCCAGAAAUGGCAGGACCUGCAGGUGUUGCGAAAGAUCCAUUUCCCAUCUCAGAUGUUGGGUAUGAUAUUUUUUUUGCAAGUCAUUGACCUCCAACAACUCACUCUUUCUUCACCCUACAUGAAGUUCUCCGAUGAUCCCCUAGGGAAUGUGAAGCAAAGUUAUGUAUGUCGCAUAGCCCUCUCAAUAUUAGUGUACUUAUGCCUCUGGUUGGGUCAGUAUAUCCUGAGAAAGCUUGUUGUUGAGCGCUAUGUCUUGAAUGAUGUUACACAGCUCAUUGAUCUAUGCUGUGUUUGCAACAUAUCAGUUCUAAUUUUGUCUGAGGAGAAUUUUGGCUACUACAUCCAUGGUCGCAAUGUUCACGGUGAGGCUGAUUCCAGCAUGCACACAUUGCAUAUGCAAUUGGAAGGGGAGAAGCAGGAUCUAUGUGGUAGUAGAGGGCUCCUCCCUAACACAGACCUCCAGACAUUCAUGAUCGUCCUUCCAAAUCGCUUCAAACAAUACUACCAAAAGCUGAAAGAACCCCUGGUACAAAUUAUGACAACUGGCAUGAGGAUGCAUCAAAGUUUGCCCAACGUGAGUGAGACGAGCAAGAUUGAUGUGCGUCAUCACACCUAUCUCUGUAUCUCAAAGUUUCUUCAGACUUUCAUAGAGCACAACCUGAAGGAGUUGGAUUACACAAUGACUGACAGGGUUUUCUUGGAAACAGUUCUAGAUCUUGAGCUCCAAGAUGUCUCAGAGAAAGCCUUGUUCUACAAUGACCACAGGGAAACCUUUGUAAAUGCUACUUUCUAUGGCAAUGAGUUCACUCUGUCAACUUUUGAAGUCCUGCUAUUCAUUUUUAUUGACACCUUUGCAUUUGACUUUGCUCUCUCCAGUGUCUGCACCUUCCUCUUGUCAUUCAAACGACUUCUUUUCAAUGAUUUCAUGCAGUGUGCUUGGCCGAAGCUGGAAGGGAAGUUGGUUGUGUCACCCAAGGUGGCUCGAAUCAUGUUCGUGGCAGAUCCCCAUCUCCUUGGGUCAAGGAAGGGUCACUGGUUCGACAAGCUACGCAGGUCUCCUUUCCUUUUGGUUUUGUAUCUCUGCCUGCUUCUGGAGUGGCAGAUGCAUCGAACAUACCAGGCAGCCAUGAACCUUCUUGGCCCCCAAGUGGUCUUCUUUCUUGGUGAUGUUUUUGAUGAAGGGAUGUGGGCCUCAGACAGAGAAUUUGAAGCUACUGUGAAAAGGUUUCAUGAUUUAUUCCCAGAGGAGCAUGGCACCCGGAACAUUGUGGUGGUUGGCAACCAUGACAUUGGAUUUCAUUAUCACAUCAUUCCAUACUUGAGGCAUCGGUUUGAGGAUGCAUUCAAUACAUCCAGUGUCUCCUUGGUGGAAGUGAGGGGAUCCUACUUUGUGUUGAUCAACAGCAUGGCCAUGGAAGGAGAUCACUGUGACAUGUGCACAGAGGCCAUGGCUAAGGUCCAGAAGGUUGCAGCUGCCUUUUCCUGUGCCAAAGAAGGUCGUGAUGACUGUUGGUACGAAGACGUUGAGAUUCGCAACCCCAGUCCGCCCUUCCUCCUCCAGCAUUUUCCCCUCUAUCGAGAAUCAGAUGAGAACUGCACAGAGUCAGAUGCAGCUCCGGCUGCUGAUAAACGAGAGAAGUUUCGCCCCAAAUGGGAAUGUCUAUCUCUCCAAGCCACUAAUCAGUUGUUGCAUUUCCUGAAGCCACGGGCUGUGAUGACGGGGCACACACAUCACGGCUGCUAUCGGCUCCAUCGACCGUACAACAUCCCUGAAUGGACCCUGCCUUCCUUCAGCUGGCGUAAUAAGAACAAUCCCAGCUUCAUGCUUAUGACUGUGACGCCUGAGGCAUAUGCGGUUUCUAAGUGCCACAUGCCCCAAGAAUCAACUGUGAUCACUCUUUACUACCUGGGAGGGAUUCUAUAUGUACUUGGCUGCAUUUACUUCCAAAUGUCCAAGAAGAGGAGCCAUUCACGAUGCAUAAAAGUGGAAUGAUUUCUGUCUUAUCUUAAUCAUCUCCCCCUCCUUCCCAUGCUUCUUUGAAAAUAAUUCACGCUUUCUGUCCAUCUCCCCUAGGUAUUUUAGACCAUGGAGAUCCAUGCAUGAAUUGGCUGCUCUUUUGCUCAAGGACAGGUGACUAACACGGCUAUCUGUUGCAUGCUGUACUCUGCAUGGGUUUCUCAUCCUAACCCUGAAAUAUAUUAUUCAUCACCAUUGUGAUGAUGUACCUGACUCUGAGAACAUAUUCAAGGUUUUUAUAUAUGCAUUCCAGCAUUGUUUAAUAUUUAUUCUUUAUCCUAUUGCAUGUGCAAUGUGUGCAUUUCCUGCUAGAUCAGUU